Messenger RNA from Knipowitschia caucasica, 966 nucleotides. Lineage: Eukaryota; Metazoa; Chordata; Actinopteri; Gobiiformes; Gobiidae. The record is from the annotation of a GenBank genome assembly.
AUGAACUACCCAGGAUUUUGCAAACGCUACAAUCAGCCUUGUUAUAAUAAUUUGCAAGUUUUCGUCCAAAGGAAAAUGUUUGCCUACAUCUUGCAGUACGUCUAUGCGUCGUUCUUGAGGUACUGGCUGAAGUGGCUCAUCAGACAAGUGACCGGGACAUGUGAACUGCAAAGAAUAUGCUGUGGAUCCAAACAAGGAGCAACAAGGACAACAAAAGCAGAGUAUUCUCUGCGAUUCUCAAAGAACAAGGUCCUAAGAAAUGCUUUAACAGCCACCACGGAGAACUUGCCUCAAUGCGUGGAUCAAAUAAUGCGAGAGAAAAGUAUCAAACCACAGAAAGAUCCCUUGUUUAAGGACAACCUUCACAAUUGUUUAUCGCAGAUUACUGGAUACAACCAACUGUAUGUAGGUGUGGAAGAGUUAAGAAAAGAAGUUUUCAGCUCUGAUAACCCAGAUCAUGAGUCAAUGCUGCUUAAGCUGUGGGAUCUGCUGAUUCCCUCAGUCAAACUGGAGUCGAGGAUCACCAAACAGUGGGGAGACAUUGGAUUCCAGGGAGACGACCCCAAGACCGACUUCAGAGGAAUGGGUCUUCUGGGGCUCAUCAACCUGGUAUUUUUCAGUGAGAACUACACAGAAAAAGCACGACAGGUUUUGUCACAUGCAAACCAUCCUAAACUUGGGUACUCCUAUGCCAUUGUGGGAAUCAACCUGACAGAGAUGGCCUACAGUCUCCUGAAAAGUGGAGACUUGAAGCCUCAUUUUUAUAAUGCAGUUCUGACUUCCCCUGAGCGACAGCAUUUCCACCAGCUUUACUGUUACCUGGCUUAUGAGUUUGACAAGUUCUGGCUAUCUGAGGAGCCAGAAAGUAUCAUGCUGUUCAAUGAGUACAGAGAAAAAUUCCAUAAAAAGGUCCAGCUCCACCUGAAGGACCCCACUGUGUGCCUAACCCUGAAACAGGAAAACUGA